AUGAUAUUUUCAUGGCUAUUAUUUGCCCCUUUGGCUAUAUUAUUUGCACGGUUCCAAAGGAAUCCUUUGAAGCGUUUAUUGGGUGAACAAUUAUGGUUUCAGAUUCAUCGGUUUCUUAACUCAGUUACUAUUUUAUGUACAUUCCUUGCCAUUAUUUGCAUUAUUAGCGCUACUGGCGGAAAAUGGGAUGGACCUAAAAUGGGAAUUUCUGUAAUUCUAUAA
Meloidogyne enterolobii is the source of this 222-nucleotide messenger RNA. NCBI's taxonomy places the organism in Eukaryota, Metazoa, Nematoda, Chromadorea, Rhabditida, Meloidogynidae. The record is from the annotation of a GenBank genome assembly.